Messenger RNA from Fusarium coffeatum, 2169 nucleotides. RefSeq lists its product as uncharacterized. Gene Ontology annotation, molecular function: protein serine/threonine kinase activity; ATP binding. The transcript has 4 exons. Lineage: Eukaryota; Fungi; Ascomycota; Sordariomycetes; Hypocreales; Nectriaceae. Gene Ontology annotation, biological process: peptidyl-serine phosphorylation; peptidyl-threonine phosphorylation. The record is from RefSeq and is a predicted model, not a curated record. Bases 1 to 2169 code for a protein of 722 amino acids.
AUGACUCAGCUGACGCAGAUGCAGUCACGCCAGUCGAUAACGGACAAGUCGUCCGCAGGUGUUGAGGCCAGUGAUCCCGAGACGGGUCAGCUACGGCGUAAGUCUGUGGCCUUCAGUGACAGCCACAACAUUGACGAAGAUUCCAAUGAUGAGGGUUCACUGGAAGGAGGCCUGCCAAGUGGAAGUUGGGCACCAACCAAUGGGCAACGCUCAAGCCCGUCCCCGGCCUUCCAAGAGCAGGGCUUACACAAAGGCCUACACAGCAACGGUUCCGCUUCCUCACCGCAAUAUACAUUGGGGCGGUCAAUCAGAGAUGAGAUUUUUUACCCUACGGACAAAAGUCUUCAGUCAUUCCCAUUUCUUCCCAGAGACAAGCUAGAGGGGAUUCUCACAAAACAGCGAAUCAUAGAAGCUCUCAGAACCGAAGGAGGUUUUCCUCCCGAGCGCCAAGUACCAAUAGCGCAAGAUAUCAUUAGUCCUCAGAUUGUUCAUCCCGAGACUCAGCCGCACUUUCAAUCUCGCAAGGAGAUCCUGGCGAUUCUUUGCUUGAUAGACAAGGUCCCAACUAUCGAAAGCUUUAUCAAAGACAGUCUUUUUGAUUAUGACCUUCCUUUUCGAUAUCUUAAAGAACGCGAUUCUCCCAAUGGUUACGUGGUGAAAACGUGUGAUCUUUCGAGAGAAGCAAGAGACAUCCCACUAUUUUAUCAGUGGUCAGCUACCGAGAUCGAGUCUUUUGAGGGACGACAGUGGAUAAUACAUGUUCCACUUUUCACUGGUAUCCCGGAGCAGACUGACAAGCCAACACACUACACCCUCGCCCAGAAAGCAAUUGCUCCAUAUGUCUCUAGAGUGGAAGUGGGAGAAGGCGGUUUUAGUGCUGUCGACAAGGUGGAAAUUCACGCCGCACACGUUGCCCGCUCAGAUAAUCCGCGCAGCAGCAGUCAUGAUCCUCUUGAACCCCAAAAGCACGGUACACAUGGAGACUUGAAACCUGAGAAUAUCCUAUGGUUCCGCGACGCUAGAGGUUCAGAGCCAGGCUAUAGCCUUGGUACACUGAAGAUAUCUGAUUUCGGCCUGACGAGAUUUAACAGAACAGAAAGCAAGUCCCACGUUAACACCGAUGGGAUUGGGUCGUCACCCACCUACAGAGCGCCUGAGUAUGAUAUCCUCCAUGAGGUCGCCCAAAGCUACGAUAUCUGGUGCCUAGCAUGUGUUCUUCUGGAGUUCACGACAUGGUACAUCCAGGGUUGGCCCGCAGUGGAUAAGUUUUCUCAGCGUCGGAAGGAGGAACACUGGGGUCAAAAAGUAUUGAAAGGCUGGAAUCAUGAGUUCAAGCAAGAUACCUUUUUCAAUCAUCUUCACAAACCAGACGCAAUCAGUGCUGUGGCCAAGAGAGCAGUUUUCGAUGAGGUUCAAACUCUGUAUAAACAUAAGAAUACAUCGGACUUCAUAAUCGAAUUCGUCGAGUUUAUCGAAACUAGUCUUCUCCGAAUGCAUCCCGAACGCCGAAAGCCAUGCUCUGAAGUUCUUGAAAAGCUUCAAGAGUUUUUCGACAUGUCUUGUAAAGACCGAGAUUACUGUUUGGAGCCAAAGAAAGCACCGCCGAAGAGGAAAGACACGGACCACUCGGAUCUCACAGGUCCAGAGCCACAGCUUGUGGAUCUGCAAAUGCCUCUCCACAGUAGCACUGUAUCUCUGCGGCGGACAUCGCUUGCAUCGAGUAUCAGAUCAACACCAUACAGAAAUUCAAACCCUGUAGUAUUUGAGGAAGCAGUCACUACUGAUCUUGAUACCCGAGUCUUACCACCCGGGGCGGAAUCUCAGCCACAGCAGCCUCGCAGAUCCAUGACGGACCCAGACAGCAACGCUCAUAGUGAAAGCCCUCCUAGCAUCCCUACUCCAAUCGAGGAUCCCGAAACUCCUGAAACUCCGGAAGCUCCAGUUGAGCCUGCCAUUCCCGUUACUUUCGCUCCUGAAGGCGAUAGUCAAGGGCCCGAACAACCGGUUGAUCUACACGACGAUAAGAGAGACGAAGCAGAUCCCGUCGCUCUACUCGAAGCUCCAUCGAACGUGGACAGGGACUCAAGUCGAGCUGGAGCAGAACAUCCGCCGGGGCGAUACAAUAGACUGAAGAAAGCUUUGCGUACCUUUAUUUUAUGUGGAGGAUAG